GGGGAGACAUUCUUUUCUGGUCUAACAAGAAAUGAAGAAUUACCCUAAGGCAGUUUUAGAGAAAUCUGAUUCUUGAAGAGGCUUUGAGUUCGAACCGGAUUUUCCUGAGCGUAAGGUAUUAAAAGCUCAUUUCGACGUCGCAUAGUUCCUAGGACAAUCAUGGACGAGUUCGAAUUUCGUCGCCUUCUUCAAUUAUUUCCCGUUGUUCGAUCUCCAGAUUAUCACGCGGAGUCAGAUUUAACCAGACAGUCAACAUUCAAGCAAUCCAAGAGUGAGGUAAGUGAAUGGCAGGAGGCAUGGAAUGAAGAUGGAGAGAAAUCAAAGGAUCAACCACCCGACCUACAUGGUGAAUUCUGGAUGAAGCUAAAGUUAGCUGCUGAGCAGAAGGUCGGCAAGGUUGAAGCAGAGAGGUUCUGCAACUCAUUUCAACAGAUACACAAUAAACUUGUUAAUGAAGAACUGAGUUUGGAUGCUGCUCGAAGCUUUCUGGAGUCAUUCAGUUCCCCAGAAUAGUACAAUUUUCUGCUGCAUGCGUCUCCCAUUUCAUAUAUCAUUUUGCCUCCAUAAACCACGUUUUGCAAGAGUCUGAUGUGAAUUCAAUUACCAACAAGGAUUUGGAAGAACAGAUAAGUUUUGUUUUCAAGGGAUUUGCAGUCACUGUCGUUCACAGACAUUGGAUUUUCCACUUUAUAUAAAUAUUUCUAAUAGAUUUGCUUUUCCACA
Cucurbita maxima (winter squash) is the source of this 723-nucleotide messenger RNA. RefSeq lists its product as uncharacterized. The coding region runs from base 160 to 513 and encodes 117 amino acids. The record is from RefSeq and is a predicted model, not a curated record. NCBI's taxonomy places the organism in Eukaryota, Viridiplantae, Streptophyta, Magnoliopsida, Cucurbitales, Cucurbitaceae. The transcript has 6 exons.